CUUGGCCUGGAUCGGGUUUCACCGCUGCUGGCCUUGGGGAGACUCACUGCCGCAACGUGACAGAUGGCGGAAAUGGUGGAGUUUGCACGCUUUGAUGCUGCCCGCCGUCACUACUGCUAUGGUGAACCGACGCGCGUAUAAAUUUCUCCUUCUCCGCGGAAGUCUGGCACUGUUACUGCCAUAUGCACAACCACACGGCGUCGAUACAACAAGAUAUGUCGCUCGAGCCAGCAGAGAUGUCCGUGUCGAGUCCAUGCACUUACUGCUGCUCCACUAAGGGACUAUGGUACUGCGAUCCCGAGGAUCCCGCUUGCUGCCACAGGAACACGCCUGCAAAUCGAUGCACCGCAUGCGAAGACCGUGGCUUGGAGAGUUGCAGCUUCGACCAGUUUUGCGAGAAACACGAAACCUUUCAACAAGUGCGCCGACUCUGCCCAGAUUGCCGGUCAGUAUUUUAUUUACAUCGUGCACGAACAAGUCGGUUACUGCCUGGGAUCAGACCCCAUAUGCAGAGCUCUUUCACGCCUAUGGGCACUACCACCUGUUUGGCUCUCAGCGAAAGCUGCUAUCGAAAACGGCAGCAGCUCGUCAUCACUCAGGAGUGUCAAUUUUGCUUUAGAACGCUGGAGUCUACGACUGGGUGUGAUGUUACGAACACUCGAUGUCAGAAGAGAGACUAUGUUCUGCGGAAGUCGCUGGGCCAUCCUGUCCUUGAUCCCGUCAUGUACGCUUUCAUCCCCGGCCUUCCGAGGGUAUAUGAGCUCAAACGCGGAUACUGCAUCUUUCCGGAGCAGUUCAGAGACGUGCGAUCAGCCGGACUAUGUCUCACGCCAUUGACAGCAAAAUCCGAGCGCCAAAAGGGUGAUUAUCUUCCGCCAAUCUAUAUCGCUAAGGUGAGCAAGGACGCACUGAACGCCGAGCCAGCCCCCGUCCCUGGAGUGUUCGAAAAGUCGCCAUACCUGCUCGGGCCGCAAUGGAACAUGUGUCCAUCGCAGGCACUUCAACACAACCUUCGGAUCUUGCGCCAGAGACUGGGGGAGUCUCUGCCGCUUUCUCCCACGUCUGGGAGCCAAUGGCCGUAUGAGACGCAGUUUACGGUCUACCCAGAUCCUCUUCCGCCCAAUCGCAGCAGACAGAACUAUGAGGCGUACAUCUUCCAAUUCCCGGGAGCUCCGCCUGUGGACGAGAAAGGCGCCUGCAAUCCGACACCUCUCGGGGAAGUGCCAGAGGCAAACGCAGGUGGCUCCGACGAAGUAUGACGGAGCAAGAGGUAGGGUAGACUCCGGCGGCGUCUUAGAUAUGUUGUAUCCGAUCAUCUUUGCACUGACUUACCUCAGUCGAUAUUGGAAGAGGACUUGGGUUUCAAGAGUAAUGCAGAUCAUCGAUCCAGCAAAUGGCAUAAUUAACGAAACCAGACUUCCGUCCGGCUCGGAUGCGUAUUCACUGCUGCUGGCUUGGACG
This is a messenger RNA of Neohortaea acidophila, 1461 nucleotides long. RefSeq lists its product as uncharacterized. NCBI's taxonomy places the organism in Eukaryota, Fungi, Ascomycota, Dothideomycetes, Mycosphaerellales, Teratosphaeriaceae. Bases 183 to 1259 code for a protein of 358 amino acids. The transcript has 4 exons. The record is from RefSeq and is a predicted model, not a curated record.